Molecule: messenger RNA, 1137 nt
Organism: Ostertagia ostertagi
Lineage: Eukaryota; Metazoa; Nematoda; Chromadorea; Rhabditida; Trichostrongylidae
Source: the annotation of a GenBank genome assembly
AUGAAGAAAAUUUGUGUAGUCGUUGCCAGCCGGGCCAAUUACGGGCGCGUCAAGUACCUGAUGAAGGCCAUUCAGGCGCAUCCCGACCUUGAGUUGCAACUGGUGGUGGGUGCUUCCACCCUGCUUGAGCGCUUUGGCAGUGCCAUCAACAUCAUAAAAAAAGAUGGCUUCACGCCGGUGCGGUCAAUUCACUACGUGAUCGAGGGCGAGACAUUGGUGACCCAGGCCAAGUCCACUGGGUUGGGCAUUGUGGAGCUUUCCACCGCAUUUGAUGAUCUCGCGCCCGACAUGGUCGUCACCGUCGCUGACCGCUUUGAAACCAUGGCGACGGCGAUUGCGGCCACCUAUCUCAAUAUUCCCCUUGUUCAUUUGCAGGGUGGCGAGAUCAGCGGCAAUAUUGAUGACCGCGUGCGGCAUGCCAUUACCAAACUCGCCGAUAUACAUUUUGUGUCCUCCGAAGAAUCCAGUGUCCGCGUUGUUGAGAUGGGCGAAGACCCCCGUUAUGUCUACAACUACGGCUGCCCGGCGAUGGAUGUACUGGUCCAUGAGGACCUGUCAAUCAACGACGGGUUCAUGAGCCAGUAUCUCGGGGUCGGCAAGCCUAUCGAUUGGUCCAGGCCGUAUGUAUUGAUGGUCCAGCACCCUGUGACUACAAGUUAUGGUCAGGGUUUUGCACAGGUCAGCAAAACGCUCGAAGCCUUGAAGGCUGUUGGGGACGUCCAGAAAGUGGUGAUGUGGCCCAAUGUUGAUGCGGGUAGCGACGAUGUUUCGAAGGGAAUUCGUCAUUUCCGGGAAAUGAACAUGCAGGAGCCCAUCUACUACUACAAGAAUUUUUCGCCUGAAGACUACGCGCGGGUGAUCAACAAUGCGGUGUGCUGCGUCGGCAAUUCCUCGUCGUUCAUCCGCGAAGGAUCUUUCCUGGGCGUUCCAGUGGUGAUCGUAGGGGACCGCCAACAAGGGCGCGAGCAUGGAAGCAAUGCCGUAUUUGCCGACUACGAUGCGUCUGAUAUAGAGGCCAAGGUGCGCUCACAGAUACGCCAUGGCAGAUUUCCUGCCGAUCAUCGAUAUGGCCGCGGUGACGCAGGUUUACGGAUCGCGCAGGAGCUCGCCACCCUUGACUACAAGCACGGCGCAUGA